GCCAAAGCCGGAAGCUUCGCUGCGGCCCGGCGCGUGGAAGGGUCGUGGCUCCGACUACCCGGGCUAGCCGCGGGCAGACAUCCUCAUAUUUUGGAUUCUGGCUACAUUAUAAUGAAUGACACUUUGACAUCAGAUGUCAUUGGUCGACGAGUUGAAGUUAAUGGAGAACAUGCAACAGUGCGUUUUUCUGGUAUUGUCCCUCCUGUGGCAGGACUCUGGUUAGGAGUAGAAUGGGACAAUCCUGAGAGAGGAAAGCAUGAUGGAAGCCAUGAGGGGACUGUGUAUUUUAAAUGCAGGCACCCAACAGGAGGCUCCUUUAUUCGUCCAAACAAAGUAAAUUUUGGAGUGGACUUUCUCACUGCAGUUAAAAAUCGCUAUGUGUUAGAAGAUGGACCAGAGGAAGAUGGAAAAGAGCAAAUUGUUAUAAUUGGAAAUAAACCCGUGGAAACUAUUGGUUUUGACUCUAUUAUAAAACAGCAAAGUCAGCUGAGCAAGUUGCAAGACAUUUCUCUGAGGAACUGUGCAGUGAAUUGUGCUGGCGACAAAGGAGCAAUUGCCGAAGCAUGUCCUAAUAUCAGAAAAGUGGACUUGUCAAGAAACCUGUUGUCCUCGUGGGAUGAAGUCCUAGAUAUUGCUGAUCAGCUCGGACACCUGGAAGUUCUUAAUCUCAGUGAGAAUAAACUCCGCUUUCCCUCGGGUUCACCAUCUCGAACUGGAACGUUUCCCGCACUGAAGGUUUUAGUCCUUAACCGAACAGGAAUAACAUGGGCAGAGGUGCUCCGAUGUGCCUCUGGGUGGCCGGUCCUUGAGGAGCUGUACCUCGAGUCUAACGAUCUUUUCAUUUCAGAAAGGCCGGCUGAUGUUCUACAGACAGUCAAGUUAUUAGACCUUUCCUCUAAUCAAUUAAUUGAUGAAAAUCAGCUGUUUCUAAUAGCCUACCUGCCCAGAUUAGAACAACUAAUCCUUUCUGACAUUGGAAUUUCUACUAUACAUUUUCCGGAUGCUGGAACUGGGCACAAAACAGCCAUGUUUCCUUCCUUGCAAUACCUCGUAGUAAAUGACAAUCAGAUAUCACAAUGGUCAUUUAUCAAUGAGCUGGAUAAGUUACCGAGUCUGCAGGCUCUGUCCUGCAUCCGAAACCCCCUGACCGAGGGCAGCAAGGAGGCACAGACCACGCGGCAGCUCAUUAUUGCCAGAAUCGGGCAGUUGAAGACCCUGAACAAAUGUGAGAUUCUGCCGGAGGAGAGGCGCGGGGCCGAGCUUGACUACCGGAAGGCGUUCGGGAACGAAUGGAAGAAGGCGGGCGGCCAUCAGGAUCCGGACAAAAACCGACCCCACGAGCAGUUUCUCGAGGCGCAUCCCAGAUACCAGCUGCUGUGCCUCAAGUACGGCGCGCCUGAGGACGGGGAGCUCAAACUGCAUCAGCCGUUUCUGCUCAAGAACCAGCUCCUGACACUGAAGAUAAAAUAUCCUAAUCAAGUUGACCAGAAAGUCCUAGAGAAACAACUGCCAGACUCCAUGACAAUUCAGAAGGUAAAGGGACUGCUGGCCCGUCUUCUCAAAGUUCCUGUGUCAGAACUUCUGCUGUCCUAUGAAAGCCCCAAAAUGCCUGGCAGAGAGAUCGAGCUAGAAAAUGACCAGCAGUCAUUACAGUUUUAUUCUGUGGAAAGUGGAGAUUGCCUGUUGGUGCGAUGGUAACAGUGAACUAAGAAAGUUCGGGGACUACACUCAGGGCGGGGGGCCAUCACCGGAAAUACAGGAUUUACUGGAACAACUCUGUCGGAAAAAAAGAGAGGUUUUACAACCUGCCCUAAGUAUAGAAAAGGUGGUAUUUUUCACUGGGAAGAGACCAUUUCUAGGCUUGUAUAUAACAGCAGUAAUAAAGGCUUUGUACCUACUAA
Molecule: messenger RNA, 1901 nt
Organism: Ailuropoda melanoleuca (giant panda)
Lineage: Eukaryota; Metazoa; Chordata; Mammalia; Carnivora; Ursidae
Gene: TBCE
Product: tubulin folding cofactor E
Exons: 17
Coding region: 112-1698 (528 amino acids)
Biological process (GO): cytoskeleton organization
Molecular function (GO): protein binding
Source: RefSeq, a predicted model, not a curated record